Messenger RNA from Gopherus flavomarginatus (Mexican gopher tortoise), 617 nucleotides. RefSeq names its product killer cell lectin-like receptor subfamily F member 1. The record is from RefSeq and is a predicted model, not a curated record. The transcript is spliced from 5 exons. Lineage: Eukaryota; Metazoa; Chordata; Testudines; Testudinidae. The coding region runs from base 20 to 586 and encodes 188 amino acids.
UCUGUUGCAUUUGGGGAGGAUGGAGGACGACGAGGGUUACACUGUAUUGAACCUCCGACCAACGAAGGGAAACUCAGCCAGUCCGUCUCCAGAUGGGAGCCAAGAGGUUCCUCCGAGUCCCCGUUGUUACGGAAUCGCUCUAGCAGCUUUGGGGGCCUGGUGUAUCAUUCUGACGUUAGCAGGGAUUGCACUAGGCACCUGGGUUUUCCAGGGUCAUGAAGGCUGUCUUGGAGCAGCAGGGAACGCAUCCCUUGAGGAGCUGGUGUCUCACUUGAGGCAGCGUCUGUGUGAGUCAGCACCCGGCAGCGCUGCAGAUGGUUCCGGGUGCAAAGUCUGCCCCCGGGACUGGCUGCCCCACAAGGACAAAUGCUAUUGGGUCUCUAAAGAGAGUAAGUUCUGGAGCGAGAGCUUUAAAGACUGUGAAAUGAGGACGUCUCAGAUGCUGGUGAUCCAGGACAGGGAGGAGAUGGAGUUCAUACAGAACAUUACUCAAGGGACAAACCUUGUUUGGAUUGGACUCACCAUUAAAUCGCCAGAGAAGAAAUGGACCUGGGUGAACACUGCCCCAUUAGAUCAAAGUCUGUGAGUGUUUCUAAGUGGUUACUGGUUUACAUGAG